CAUACAACAUGGCGGACUCGGAACUAAACAGUCGAUCGCUGCAGGACGUCGGUUUAGCGACUUCAUCGGGGAAAACAACAGGCGAUGGUUGUGGAUUUGACGGGAGCGACGAGCCAGUGUUUGUCAAGACAGAAAUCAUAUCAGGGGAGGAGAGUAAUGACGCAGUUUCGACAGACCUUAAUUAUUAUCCCGCUAAGAGGCCACGGACCUACUACACGGAUAAUUCUUCGAACGCCACUAUGACGCAUGCGCAACCGGAAACUCAACAUCCGAUGGUUUCCUCCUAUGACGAUUCGUUUGACCGCCCUCUUGUGAUCGUUGGCGACAGUAAGUGGACGGCACCCGCGACAGGUCUUUUGUUAGACCUGUAUAUGCAAAAUGAGGAUAAGUUCAACAGUCCUCACAUUAAGAAAAAACUCUUGUGGCGAAAAAUAUCCGAAAGAUUGAAUGAAGCUGGGCACAUGUUCGACUCUGACAAAUGUGAACGGAAAUUCUUAAAUUUAAAGACAACUUAUAGAUACACAGUGGACCAUAAUUUACAAACAGGCAAUCAAAAACGGUGUGCAUUCUAUGAUCAGCUUGACAGUAUUUUCAAAUUUCAAGCAUCGGCAGAGGCAACUGCCUUUUACAAAGAAAAUCCGAGUAACAAAGAGGAUGUAAUCGACACAUCCUCUUCUCAUCAUAAUAGACCUAUACCUCCUCCCGAUAGAGGGAGCGUCAUGCACGCGCCUCAUCCAGCAUUUCCGGUCAUGAAGAACGAUGCAUCAACGAUUCAUUCAAAUGCGCAAUACAUGAACAGACUUACAAAUGCCGUGUCUGGGUCUAAGGCAAGCCAUGUUUCCAUGGCAAACAGACACGACCCGGUACCAGUUCCGCACCAGAGUAGUCCCGUACUUAGUGUAUCAACACCAACAGAAAACUUCAGUCGUCAGCAUUUCCCACGGUUUCCUCCAGCGCCAUCUCAUCGUAAUGUCAACGGUCCUAACGUAAACCCACAGCAUUCGAGUAACAACAGUCAUGACAACAAUCCUACACGACGGCCACCAACAUACGUCAUCGAUGACAAUGACAGGGAAUCCCCUGAACUGCCGAGCUCCUCGGGGCGUAUGGAUGAAUCAGAGACGGCCCGAUUUCAAAGAGGACGGAAACGAAGACAGACGGAGUUGGAUUAUCUAUUGGCCACGUUUGAGCGUUACUGUGACGAACAGCGGGACAGGGAGGAAAAACGCUUGAAGUGUAUGAAGGAAUGGCAUGACGAAGAAAUGAAAGUGAUGAACAGGUUUCUUGAUAUAAUUCAGCAAAGUAUUCAGUCUGGGAAAUCCUCAAUUUGAACGUGAAUGAAUGUUUAUCUCCUUUUAAAACUCUAGACAAAUUGACAGUGUGUCCAGUAUUUUGAGAUAUUGACAGUGUAAAUGCAUAAGUAUAUUAUAACGCCGAUCACUGGUAAAAAAUGAGUUACGGGUCUUUGCAUUAAUAUCUGGCCGGAAGAUGUCGCAGCAUUUACGUUUCCUGUACAUGUACAUGUACCAUAAUGUUAUGUAAGUCCCUUAAUCCACUGUGUGCACACAUAUGAAUAUAUAUAAAUGUUCAUUAUCAUAAAACUUUUAUUUGAUUUAUACAGGACCUUAACUCAUUCA
This is a messenger RNA of Mizuhopecten yessoensis (Yesso scallop), 1637 nucleotides long. RefSeq lists its product as uncharacterized. The coding region runs from base 9 to 1331 and encodes 440 amino acids. Lineage: Eukaryota; Metazoa; Mollusca; Bivalvia; Pectinida; Pectinidae. The transcript has 3 exons. The record is from RefSeq and is a predicted model, not a curated record.